GCAUGUCACAGAGGGAGGUCAGAAGGACAUCAGCAAUGGCAGCAGUGGGGCAUAUUCAGUCUAAGGCCAAAGCACGGUUGCUGCCCGACCCAGACAGAAAGAGGAGCCGGCUCAGCAGGACAAGGCGGGACCUGUGGGGAGAGGCAAGCUGGAGCAACCACAGAUGGAGCGGAGCCGCCCCUGGCCCCCUGAGGGCCAGGGAGAGGGGCCUGACUCUUGGCAGGAGCGAGUCCAGCCCUGAGAACGCUGCCCGAGAGCGGAGCCGGGUAAGGACACUGCGCCAGGCCUUCCUGGCCUUGCAGGCCACUCUGCCUGCCGUGCCACCUGACACCAAGCUCUCCAAGUUGGACGUGCUGGUGUUGGCCGCCAGCUACAUCGCCCACCUCACCCGCACACUUGGCCACGAGUUGCCCAGCCCCGCCUGGCCACCCAUCCUGCGUGGACUCCGCUACUUGCACCCUCUCAAGAAGUGGCCAAUGCGAUCUCGUCUCUAUGCUGGAGGCCUAGGGGGCUCUGGCCUUGACUCCACCACAGCCACUGCAUCAGGCCAAAGAACAAGAAAUGCAGAGGUGGCGCCCCAAGUCUCUGGAAAGGCAGAUGCUUUCCUUCCCACCAAGCCACUCUCGCCAGCUCUUGGUGCCAAGUGAUCAUCACACUCACCCUUUUCUCCUAGACUGCACCUCACACUUAGGGACCUGGACUUUCUACCAGCC
Molecule: messenger RNA, 713 nt
Organism: Otolemur garnettii (small-eared galago)
Lineage: Eukaryota; Metazoa; Chordata; Mammalia; Primates; Galagidae
Gene: TCF23
Product: transcription factor 23
Exons: 3
Coding region: 3-647 (214 amino acids)
Biological process (GO): regulation of transcription by RNA polymerase II; developmental process
Molecular function (GO): DNA-binding transcription factor activity, RNA polymerase II-specific; protein dimerization activity; RNA polymerase II transcription regulatory region sequence-specific DNA binding
Source: RefSeq, a predicted model, not a curated record